CCGAAGGAAGCAGACCCCCCGGCCCGCCGACUUCAAGCUGCAGGUCAUCAUCAUCGGCUCCCGCGGCGUGGGCAAGACCAGCUUGAUGGAGCGCUUCACCGACGACACCUUCUGCGAGGCCUGCAAGUCCACCGUGGGUGUUGACUUCAAAAUCAAAACUGUAGAGCUAAGGGGAAAGAAAAUUAGAUUACAGAUCUGGGACACAGCCGGUCAAGAAAGAUUCAACAGCAUUACCUCAGCUUAUUACAGAAGUGCCAAGGGGAUCAUAUUAGUAUAUGACAUCACCAAGAAGGAGACAUUUGAUGAUUUGCCUAAAUGGAUGAAAAUGAUUGAUAAGUAUGCUUCAGAAGAUGCAGAACUUCUCUUAGUGGGAAAUAAGUUGGACUGUGAAACUGACAGAGAAAUUACCAGACAACAAGGUGAAAAGUUUGCACAGCAGAUAACUGGGAUGCGGUUCUGUGAAGCAAGUGCCAAGGAUAAUUUCAAUGUGGAUGAAAUAUUUCUGAAACUUGUUGAUGACAUUCUGAAAAAGAUGCCUCUGGAUAUUUUAAGGAACGAGCUGUCCAACAGUAUCCUCUCAUUACAACCAGAACCUGAGAUUCCACCAGAACUGCCUCCCCCAAGACCACACAUCCGAUGCUGUUGAUGCCCCACUUAGGAGAUGCAUUCAAACAAUUCCUGGGGCAGGGAAAGUGUUCUAUUCUGCACUGCAAUCAUUCUGACAAUUUCUUUCGCACUUUGUAAUCCGAUUCAGAGCUAUACACUAACUUGUAAAUAUGCAAAUAAACAAUCCUGGUAAGGUUUGGCUAUAAUUACAUAGUUCCCUCCAAAUUACCCAUUUCCAUUCAUUACCCCGGUGUCUAAUGUACAGACACUGGGAAACAUAGUACUUCUAAUCUGAAGAAUGGGAAAAAUGAGAGGUAUGUUUCUUGAAAUAAAUAUAAUUGUUCUUGUUAGUUAUCUAUAUGAAGACAGAAGAUAUUCUGAUAAGAGAGAAGGCGGUGCUUUGCUUACUGGUUUAAAGAAAAUUUGGAAAACUAAGGACUUUCAUGCGGAAAGCUAUCUUAAGUUGCUUUUUCUUUAUUUACAAGACAUUUUUUUCCAAAGCUCUAGCAUUUCUGAAGUAUUGGGAGUGUUUCUGCGCAAAGCAAAACUGCAUUAUAGUCAUCAUUGAUUAUUUAUUAGUGCUGUGUACGGUAGGUAUUAGAGUUACAGACUCUGAGGCUGCACAGUCACCAUCAUAGUUCCCGAUGAUGUACCCGUACUUUUAAGAGCUACAAAGAUUCAAUAAACAAAGCAUUUUUUUUUCAAUUGCAGAAGAAGAUUUUAAAAACGCUGCUGUCCUAAACAAAUCCUGUUUAAAGGAAUUUUAAAGAGAUACAUUUUACUAUAUCAAAGAACAUACAUGUAUUUGCUUAAACGUGUACCUUUGUAAUGGUACAUUUUUUCCCCCUUAUGUUGGAGCUUAUUCCUAUUAAGCCUAUACUGUGUCCUCCCUUCCUUUUUUUUUUUGUGGUGGUGGGGGGUCUGAUAAUGAAUUUGUGAACUCUAUCUUUGGUAUAUCUUUCAGACUUCACUGUUUUGUUUAGUCAAAGUAAACAGGUAAUUAUGUAUUUGAAUAACUUGGCGUGUCUUGAAUGUUGUGGUAUUGAAAAGCAUUGUGGUCUUUCUAUACUAAUGAAGUGCAAAUAAAAUUUUGUAUUUAUGAA
This is a messenger RNA of Echinops telfairi (small Madagascar hedgehog), 1709 nucleotides long. It is a transcript of the gene RAB12, whose product is annotated as RAB12, member RAS oncogene family. The record is from RefSeq and is a predicted model, not a curated record. Gene Ontology annotation, cellular component: plasma membrane; trans-Golgi network transport vesicle; endosome. Bases 86 to 646 code for a protein of 186 amino acids. NCBI's taxonomy places the organism in Eukaryota, Metazoa, Chordata, Mammalia, Afrosoricida, Tenrecidae. Gene Ontology annotation, biological process: cellular response to insulin stimulus; Golgi vesicle fusion to target membrane; Rab protein signal transduction. The transcript is spliced from 6 exons. Gene Ontology annotation, molecular function: GTPase activity; GTP binding.